Lymnaea stagnalis (great pond snail) is the source of this 33269-nucleotide messenger RNA. Lineage: Eukaryota; Metazoa; Mollusca; Gastropoda; Lymnaeidae. The record is from the annotation of a GenBank genome assembly.
AGAAAUGAUGACGUCAUGCCGCCAUGUUCGGUCGGAAGUUCAUUUUUAAUCAAAGGUUGUGGCGGAUUCCGGAAAAUAAUCUGCCCGUACAGAAUUACUGAAUUUUACAAGUUAAUUUAAGUGUUUUGAAGAAGGAAAACAGUUCACAUAAAGAUAGAGCAAUGGAUUAAUUGACCGAUUUAAGGCCUAUAAGAUAUGCAUUUACUCUUGUCGAAAUCCCUACUUUUUUUGUCAUCAUCAGUGAGUAGCAGUUUUAUUAUUUAUAGAUAAGUGGACGGUCUAAUUUUAUCUUGCAGGCUUGGUCUAUAGUUCAUUUGUUGUGAUUUAUUUGUGGUCAAAUGUUUUUUUUUUCAAUCGUUUAGAAAAAAAAAAGAAAAGUGGUGGGGGGCGAUUCGUUGGAUUGAAUUUGGCCAGCGCAGGCAGUGUCAGUGAUGGGACUUAAAAGAUUUGUCAACAAAAAAAUAAAAUAUUUUUCAUUGAUUGAGUUCAUUGACAUAGACUAUAGAUUGUCAAGACACUAUUAACAGUGACUCAGUAACAAUGUAAAAAAAUUGAAUACAAAUACAUUAAUAGUAGGUUAAUUGGUAGGUGUAGUUUAGGCCUUUUACAAAUACAAAUUAAAAAUUGGCCAUCAAUACAUUUAAAAAAGUAAUGUUAAAAAAACGUUUUUAGGAUUAGGUUUGGUGAUAAAUUUUAGGGUUCAGGCUAUGCCAGAAAAGGGAUUGACCCAGGUUGUUGACACUUCUUGCAGCAUACCAGAGUGAUAAUUAAGUUUAAGGUAGCUAUGCUUGUCACUGAAAAAAUUGCAUCAUAAUCAUAUAAACUUAUGGAUAGGUCGCACCUUUAGUGUGGGGUUGUCUACUUGGGUAUUUGUGGUUUACCGCAGAUCGGUAUUUCCUUAGUUUGGGGAGUUACAUGGCCCUUUUUAAUUUUUAUGUGAAUAUAUCUAAUAUUUGUUAAAGUUAAACAUACGUCAAAAAAUUUUUUCCUUAAAAAAUAUUUAAAUUCUAGGGCAGUUUUUUUACACCAGGUAUGGGUAUUGAGAAAAUACCCAGUGGGUCCAAGUCUUAAAAAAAAAAUAAAAGAAGUUCUCAUUUUCUUUAAUAUAAUAUGUCAGCCUUUAAUCAAUAGUCCUACAGACAGUCCUACACCAUGGACCAUACCCAUGUAUCUUUACAAACUGGUAUCUUACCAAGGUUCAUUAGCUUCAUUUGUCUAGGGGUUAUUCAUUUACUUAAAACAAACCAAUGCUCAAUAAAACAAACUUCUCUUUAUUCAAAUACAAUACAUUCCAAAAAUCCAACACCUCAGCACAGCCAUUGAUCCACACCAUAACAACAAACCUAACACGUCAUUUCACCUUACACAAAAUAGUAAGCAUUUAAUAGCAACAUCUACCCAAAUACUCUACAAACAACACACAAUCACAAUAUAUCAACAUAACACCCCUCCCCCCCCCCAUUCGUUUGACAUUCAUUUGAAAAAUUGAUGUCACACACAGAAAUACUAUAACAAAUUGUAAGCAUCUUUCAAAACAACAUCCUAAAUAUGACAAACUUCAGUGCUAAAAAUUAUCUUCUUUAUAUUUAAGAGCAAGUGACUUAUUUCAUUUACCAAAACACAAUUUAGAUUUCAUACUCAUAUCAAAAUAGGAAAAAUUAUUACAUUGACAACAAAAUUUAUUGUCACACACACACAAAAAGUGACCAAAAAAUAAACUCUGUCUGUUAGAGGGGAAAAAAAUGUCAAUACCUAUGGACUCAUGUGGACAUCCCUGAAUUGUCCAGUCCGAUGUUCUUAUUUAAAGAGGGCGGGAUAUUACGCCUGACACAAAUUCUGUGCCAAAACAUAUGGUGAACGAUCUUUCUCUUUCUGCGCCCCCAAACAAUGGAAUUCUUUGCCACUACACUUCCGCAAUAUACCGACCAUCACAGCCUUCGAAACUGCACUCAAAACACAUCUCUUUAAACUCUACUAUCCUGACUGAUUUCCCCCUCUGACCGAUAAACGAUGCAGCUGGGUGCCGUCAAUGGCUUGACACGUAAAUAGUUUUGGAAUGGGUGGAGUGAAUAUAUUUUCGUUUUAUUUAAUUAAUGUAUGUUGAUGUUUAAGUUCAUGAUUAUGUUUGUUAAAUUGUAUUUAGAGUGUGGUGAGCCCCGUCCUAGGCUAUAAAACCACUAAUAAUAAUAAUAAUAGUUGCCUAUGAAAAAAUUCAACCCUCUUACCUUGGUUCAAACGUUAUGCUCAUUCCUGCCCAAGACAAUCAGGGACUGGAACCAUCUUUCAAAAGGAACAGUUGAGGCGACAACACUAGACACAUUUGUGUCUAUUGCCUCAAGCCUAGUUUGGGGAUCACGUAUUAAAGGAGAUCACCACCAGUAACAGAAACAUUGCAAAUCCCAUCUACAUGCAUAGGAGCCAAAAUGAUCAAUAAAUUGAUCGUGGGCCCUUAAGAUAUAGAAGAAGAAGAAGAAAUCCAGGAUUUGUGUAAAUGAUGUUAAUAAUAAAAAUAUCCUCUAACCAUUGAGGACAUAAAUUAAAGACUUUGGCAAAAAAAUUGUUGACAUUGAAUCUUUAAAAAUAAAUGUAAUUUCCUUUUUUUUUUGAUGUUUUAGUUUUUCAAAAAAUUAUUUACAAAUUAAAAAAAAAAUUGUUACAAUAAACCUUCAUGUCACAUAAUAGGUUGGAAUUUUUUUGAAGAAAAAAAAGAACAAAAAAGCUCAUUAUUAUUCAAAAUGAUUCUUACUCUUGAAUACGUUUUUGCACUCGGAAUGUUAAUUUCAGAACACAUAGAACCUGAGUACUGAUGCACACAGGAUCCAUUCUACCAAAAUGGUGAUGUCAGAUGCUGAUUAUUGUAGACGCCUCGCCAUCCUAGAGGAGCGUUUUUACAAUCCUAACUCAGCUAUCAAUGCAGAUGGGUUGAUGGUGAGCUGGUUGUAUUGAUAUUUAAAAUUAGGGAGUCAUUUACAUUUACAAUAUCUUUAUAUUAAAGAAAUUGAGAUUUUAAUCACUUUUUUACAUGAAAUGUAACAGCGGAGAUGAAACAAGAUUACAGAAAAUUAUGUUGGGGACAGCAGUUUUCUUGAUAAAGCUAUACAAAUUUGUAUUCCCUCUACAAUGCUGAUAUAUAUUUGUACAGGAUAAUUUAAAUUUAGUUUUCAUCUAAUCUAUGUAAUUCAGACUUCAUUUGACAAUGUUAAAUAUCUUUAUAGGAUGGUAUUACAGCCUUGGUGGCUGAUUUAGACUUCCCUGCAAUAAAGAGGAUGAAAAAUGUGGAACAUUUUCUUGAAAGAUGUAAGCACCUCAAAAAAUAAAUUUUUGCUGUUAAAUUUUUAAAGCAAAAUUUAGGCUUUUAAUAUAAUUUUUAUUAAGAAGUGAUUAGGUGUAUAUAAGAUUUAGUAUUAGAUGCUGAAUAUAAAUACUAAAUUCCUGUUCAAGUAUAAAAUUGAAUGGUCACAUUUUGUAACUGUUCUUCUAGAUGGAGAUUGUGUUGAACUUAUUAAAAACCAUCGUAUGAAAGCUACUGACUUUGAUGUAGUGAAAGUCAUUGGGAGAGGAGCUUUUGGUGAAGUUCAAUUGGUAUGUCCCCUUGUUUCUCAUUUGUGAUUUUUAUUUUUGGUAUUUUUAACAUACAAAAGUUUGUUUGAAAAAAAUUAUUAUUUAGCGUAAAAUAAUUUUCCCCAUUUUAUUAAUGGUUGUUGAAUAUAUUUUGACAGUUUUUACAACUUUUUUUUUUACAAAUUGUGAAAGUAGCUUAAAAUAAACAAAAAAGUGUUGAACCUCUACCAUUAAGAAAUUCAAUUGGAAUUUAAUAAUGUCAUUUCUUUCUCUUCCGUUGUCAACGAUUGGAAUGAUCUCUAUAUUUUCCACUUUCUAAAACUUAAACUGCAUUCAAUAUAAUUUAAAGCUCAAUUUUUGUUUGGACUAAAGUUUGCUGUAAAAAUGGAUAAAGCUAAAAGCAUAAAAUAGCUGAUGUUACAAAUUUUAUUGUACAUGUACAGGAUCAAAGUUUUUAAGAAAGAGGGUUGGGAAUGGAAACAGAUGACUGGUGUAAAUUUUUUGUAAAAAUAGAUUCAGUAUAUUUAGGGUGGUUUGGGCAGGUAUUGUGGAAUAGACGUAUGGUAAGGAGGCAGACCUGCUACUCUUACAAUGUACAAUUUUGAGAUGUCUUUGAUGAUUGUCCGCCUAGAAUCGUCAGAACAACGAUUUUAAGAGAUCAGGUUAAAAAUAUAUUCCGGUAGUUUUUCUGAUAAUAAAAAAAUUAUAAAAUAAUAAUAAUAAUCAUUAAAAAGAACUUUUUCUGUUAGUUUUACCUCGCAUUUGAAUUACACACCCAGCAGUGAAUGGAUCGAGAAAUACGAUUUUAGUUGGGGACCUUCUACAGUCGAACCCUGUUAUCUCGCCAACCCUGUUAUGUUGACGUUUUUGAAUUAGUACCGUCAAAUUCUCUCUUUGUCUAAGCAUUUUCUCCUCGGUUAUGUCGAUUCUUUUAUUUGGCCGAACCCUGAUUUCGUGAGCACAAAAGGCACCAAAUUUGCUAUUUUACCUCAGUUAUCUUGAUCCCCAUGACAAAUCGCCGGCUUUUAAAAAUUGAUAUACAACAGAAACGUGCCUAUUUCAUACUGUAGUAAAUGAAAUGACAAUAUAGUUGUCCACACACAGCAAGGAGUGAGAGGCUUGCAAACAAAAGAGAGGCGAUGUCAAAGUACAUGUUCUAUUUAUAGCGAACCCACUUGUCGCUUAAUACUUAAUAGGCUUUCAUGCGUUCUUACACGUUGAUUUUUUUAAAACCCAGAAUCCGUAUUUGAAUAAACUGAACUGGCGAAUCCGAAUCGAGAGAAAAUAAAAACUCGCGAAUCCAGACCUGAAAAUAUUUAGCCUCACGAAUCUGGAAUUCCGGGAUAAUCCGGAAAAGUGGCACCCUACAUAUGCCUUGUGUUGUUAGCAAACGUAUAUAGCAUGCCAAUUGCUUCAUCAAACAAAUCGUGGUAACACUGUUGUGUAAAAAGAAAACUUCAAAAGCAUGUGCAAGUACAUCUCAUCAGACCUGUUUACUCUUACGAUUUUGGCGUACAAUGUAAGAUUUUUAGAUCUUUUUUACGAUUGUACGCCGAGACCCCCCAAAACUACGAUUUUCAGAGACCCGGUGAAAAAGUAUUUGUGUAAUUUUGUCCGAUUUUUAAAAAAAAAAAAAAAUGUUCGGUUGUGGAAGCUUUAGCCCUAUGGCCCCGCAUUGAAUGGACUCAGAAAAACGAUGGGUUUGGGUAUAUUUUUUUAUAGUCGGACCAUCCUUCAUUAUAUUAUGUACGCACUGAAAGGGGAGGUGGCGGUUGUUGGUUAAAGAGAUUGGUGGCAUACCAGAAACACGGGGUUUGGGGGGUGGGAAAGGUGGGAGUUUCAAAAGAUAUAAAAAUAUCACCGCAACAUAUCCUACUGAUGGUGGUGAUUGUCUUAGUGUUGCUUUGCGUGUCACAGUGAACCAGCUAACUGUGUCAGCAGCAAUCUUUAGGCUAGUCGCCUGGCAACAACUUCACUCACCUCCUCAUUGGACUGCUACUGCUAGCAAGCGUGUGUUCGUCUGAAAUGCGGGGAUUGUGAAGAGAGAAAACUAGAGGUGUGAGAUUUAGUCGGCGGCAUUAAAAAAAAUAUUUUAGAUCUAGCAAAGCAACUCUAUCCAGAGGCGAAGCGAGCGGGGGCAGGGGGGGGGACAGAUUCCCCGGGCGCCAGCUAGUUAAGUUUACUCUUACGAUUUUGGCGUACAAUGUACGAUUUUUAGGUGUAUAGGUUGUAUAUACUGUUUAUUUUUUACUAUAAAUUUAACGUACCGUAUUGAACGAUUUUGUGAUGAUAUUCUACGAUUUUAAGAGUUUGAGGGUAAACAGGUCUGUCUCAUUUAUAAACGCACAUCGUAAGAAAUUUUAAGCACAUGUUAAUAUAUUGCUACCAUAUUGGUUUGGGUUUAUCUCGAUCAUCGGUUAUCUCGACGCUUUUUGGCAAACCCUGAGACCGUCGACAUAAGCGAGUUCUACUGUAUAAUUAUAUUACGUGUACCCUGAGAGGCAAGGGGAGUUGUGUUGAUUUAGGAAAUUUUGUGUAUGGAUGGGUGUAAAUAUUUAAAUCUAUCCAACCAACAACGUCACAUUUUUGUAAUGAUGAUGGGGGGGGGGUUCUUUGGCAGAAAGUACAUACAUUAAUAAACAUUUCUACAAUAUUCAUCUCAAAAAUUUAAAUCUCUUAAAAUAGCGUAUUUAUCUCUCAAAUGCUAUAAAAUACCACCCGGUGUUUAGUAGGAAUUACCGUCUUGAUGUAUUGCCAUGUAUUUUAACAAAUGAACUCGCUAUCUAUUCUCAAAUAGUACUCAGUAGUAGAGAUAUUACAGUAAUUUUUAGUCCUUUAAUGUUGAACAUGCAUGCGAAGGUUACUUUGUUGGGCUACGCUUAUGUUUUAACCUGGCUCCUUGUGUGAAAUUCUAACAAUUACACUUUGAAAUAGUGAAUAUAAAGGGUUGGGUAAAAAUAAAUAUAACAUGCAUGUAUGUCACUAAGCGCCAUCUAGUAACUGCAAACAGUAGUUACCCAAGUGGGUUACUGUUUGCACUACGGCCGAAAGAUGUCACAUUGUAUUAAAAGUGGAAAUAAAUUUUGAAAAUUUUGUAAUAUGUCUUAACGCCCAAGUAAGGAAGCCACGGCAACCCAAAAAGAAAAAUGUAACACACACCCCCCCCCCCCCCCCCCCCACCCCCCAGUAAAAGGACUAUUUUGAGCGCCCUUUGCUUUGUGAAGUAAAUGGGAUUUUGUAGUUUAAUUCAUUUUUAAGGGUCCUUUCUAAAGACGAUUUUGUUGCCCUCUGAUUUUGGCGCCUGUUGCUCUGCGCCUCAUUCUCUUGGCCCUGCCCGAGGGUGAGCACCCAGUGCUCCCCCAAUCACCAGUGGUUAAAACCCCUGUCACAUUUUGUUUACUAAUGUAACAUCAUAAAUAUAUCAAGAUUAUUGGAUUAUGUUGUUUAGCUUUGUUUUUUUUUAAUUUUGGAUGUGUCGAAAGCUCACAUAUGCAAAAGUUGGGGGGGGGGGUGGGGUGGCAAAAAGUUGUGCUCAACAGGGGGAAGGGGUUAGAAGAUUUGACUUAUUUUCGUACGUACUGUACAGAGCAGAGAAAACUUAUAAAAUGCAUUUUCAACAGUUCCACGCAGUAAUAUUUGAUUGCGACAUACUUUAUAGGAUCCGAGAAGGCCUUUUAAAAUGUUUUUAGAACACACAAAACAGUUUUAUGAUUUUUAGCACCCCUUCUUCCGUUCACCCAUUUACAUCUUGUGAUUAGUUAUCAGACUGUUGUAAUAUUUUAACGGGAAAUAGACAUAAUGGAUAUUGAUUCUUAUUUGAAUAAAUUUCACUUUAGCUGAUCUGACUUCGAGUUUGAACUACGAUAAAUUUCACCAGUAACUAUAUUUUAACAAGUGACAAACGGUGAUAAUGUGAUCUGCACAUUCACCUAAAUAUUAAUUGAUUUCUAUAGCAGAUACAAGUCGGUAAAACAAAGUGAUCUCAGUUUGCAAUAUAAAUGUCAGUUAUCUACUUUUUACCCUUUUUUGACACCAGCUCAACUAGAUUCCACUAGACGCGCUAUGCUUUUAUUUAUUGUAUAUGUUAUAUAUUCUGUAUUUUUUAUUUAUUUAUAUACUAUUAAGGUACUGUAUUGUACGAUAUAUUGUAUAUUGUAUGAUUUUAGGGGUUUGGGGGUAAACAGGUCUGGAUUAAAAAAAUUAUGAAAUUAAUUAAAAAGAACACCCAGCAGUGAAUGGAUUGAGAAAUACGAUUGGUUGGGGACAUCUAUAAUUAUAUUACGUUUGCUCUUUGAGGGGAAUGGAGUGGUGUUGCUUUAGAUUUUGUGUAUGGGGGGGCGGGGGCUCUAAAAUGUUUAAUUCUAUAAAAUUAACACUGCCACAUUUUGGCACAUUUUUGUAAUGAUAUGGGUGGGCCUUGGUAUAAAGUAUGUAGGUUAUUAAAAAAUUCUACAAAAUUCAUCCUGAAACUCUGAAAGUCCAAAAAUAGCAUUUUUAAAUCAUGAAUGCUAUAAAAAUAUAAUGCAAUGUUUUGUAAGAAAUAUUGUCAUAAUGUUUCCAUGUGUUUUCACAAAUGAACUCACUAGAUAUACUCAGAUAGCACUAAAUAGUAGAGAUAUUACAGCAAUAUUUAGUCCACCAAAUGUGACUUAUAUUUUGUUGGGCUAUGCCAGUGCUUCUAUAAUUUUUGUUUCCCUGGGCCUAUGCCACAUUCAGGUUGUCACCAAGCUCUCUGUGUUUAAUUCUAAAAAGUAUGCUUCAAAGUAGCAAGUACGUAAACAAAAUAAAAUAAAGGGUUGGGUAAAAAUAAAUAUAAAAUGUAUGUAGGUCACUAACCGUCAUCUACUAACUACAAACAGUAGUUACUCCAGUGGGUUACUGUUUGCACUAUGACCGAAAGAUGUCACAGUGGAUUAAAAGUGGAAAUAAAAUCAUGAAAAUUUUAUAAUAUUUUGCAAACCCCCUAUGAAGAAGCUGCAGCAACCCAAAUAGGAAAAUGUGUAACCUCCCCCGGGGCGGAUCAGUAAAAGAGUGAUUUUUAGCACCUCUUGUCUUUGUGAAGAAAAUUGGAUUUUAUAGUUUCAUUAAUAGCCUUUCUAAAGAUCAUAUUAGCGCCCUCUGGUUUUGGAUAAAAAUGUGACUUUUUUUGAGUAUGUACAUUUAGAUGGCCCCUUCGCACCUUAAUAUGCUUUGGUGCUUUGUGUCGUAAUUUUAUGACAUAAUUAUUUACUACGGCUGAACUGGGGUGAAAAACAGAAAACUAGAGAAGCCAUUCUAACUGUAAGGCGCAGCGAUAUUAGAUUUGGAUCUGAUGAUUCUUUGAAAUCUAUUUUUAGAACUUGCAAAACAAUUGCGCGCUUUUUAAUAACCCCCUCUUCCCUUCACCCAUUUACAGUUUUUGAUCUGAAUUCUAGUUUGUCCUUGUUAAAUUUUACCAGUAACUUUAUUGUCACCAGUGACAGUGUUAAUAUGAUCUGCACGUUUACCUAAAUUUUAAUUAAUAUCAAUUUAAUAUCUAUAGCAGAUACACCUCUGCAAAACAAAGUGAUAUAAUCGUCAGUCAACUACUUUAUACCUUCAGUUACAUUUUUUGAUGCCAGCUUAACCCGAGCCCACUAGACACAUGAUGCGUGUAGUUAUUGCAUAUAUCAUGUUUAUUUAUUUAUUUACUAUUAAGAUACUGUAUUGUACGAUUUUGUGAUGAUAUUAUAUGAUUUUAGGAGUUUGAUGGUAAACAGGUCUGUAGAGGGCAGGAGAGUAGACAGAAAACUGAGAAAAGAAAACAUUUGAUUAUAAGGGAAGAAGGGGUCAGGGUAGGGUUCUCCAACCGUAACACCCAAGGUGGCAAAGAGUGUAAAUUUCACUUGUACAGUCGUCCCUCGCCAUUUUGCGUUUUGACUUUUGUGGCUUCACUCUAUCGCGCUUUUUCUCCGAAUAUAACAUGUUUUCGUCUUAAAAGUUGAUUGAGGUAGUGAAAAUGAUACAGUGCCCCCUUGGGCGUCAAUGAUACAUCCCUGUAUUACAAUUAAAAUUACUGUAGGUAUUGACUGUAGGCCUAUGUAUUAGAGCAUCCCAGAGGGUUUAAUAUUGUUAAAAACCGUAUUUAGAGGGUCGUGAAGAGAAGAUCCAUGCUCUAAAUUCGAAAAUAUUCAUUUUAUAAAUAAAGAAUCCUACAAUGCGAAAAUUCACUUAUCGUGGAACUAAUUAACCGCGAUAAAAGUGUAGGUGAGGGUUUGAAGAGAUGGUGGCUGAAAAAGACAAUCGAACCAGAAUGUUGAUCAAGACAUUUUUUAAUGAAUAUUUUUAGAAAUACUAAAUUUGUGAUGUUUCUGUUCAUACAUUUUAUGUACAUGUUAAAACAAUACCUUAAAUAUCAUAGGUACGUCACAAAACAACAAGAGCUGUAUUUGCAAUGAAACUUCUUAGCAAGUAUGAAAUGGUAAGUAGGUCUUUGUUGAGUACUUAAGAUGGAAAUUUGAUUGGUGUUUUCUUCUUCAUUUUUUUAUCAUUUUAAGAGGAUUUUUUUUAUCAUUUUAAGGGGAUUUUUUUCCCUUCUUUUUUAAAUCACAGACAUAGUUUUAUUGGAAAUGACUUAAACAUUAUUCUUAUAGGGGAGGCUAUUGUAUAAUUCCUGCAAAUAAAAUAUACUAUUUUAUUUUAUUGUUGUUGACAAAAACUAUAGUUUUUAACUUGGGUUUUAAGAAGUUUAUUUAAAAUUAGUAGAAUGGCAAGUAGAAAUACUUGUGAAGGAAAUAAGUAGAAAUACUUGAUAUUUCCUUUGCAACAAAAUAGUGCAAUGGUCAUUUAACCAUAUACUAUUACUGUGUGUCUGAAAGUGACUAUAGAUUUUGACAAUUUUGUAUGCAAGAUUUUCCCCAUAUUUUUACUUCAUUGCAUUGACUUAGAAAUUAUUUAAUGUGGAAAAAGCAUGCAAAUAAUAACUCUGGACUUAUUUUUGUUUGUUAGUUUCUCAUUUUUUGUUAAGUGUUUAUUAUACAAAUUUAGUAAAUAGCUAUUAAGUAGCACUAUGUAUGAGCUAAUUUGGAAAAAGUGGUGGAUGAAUGUUUGAAGGUUGAGAUGGGAGAGGUUGGAGGACAAGAAAGGAUUUUUUUUUGAGGGGGGGGGGGUGGCAUCAAAGGGUAUGCAUUCUCUAGUAAGAUAUGUUAAUAAAAUUUCAAGUUUUUGAACAAUUUUAAAAAGUUGUUUCAAUGAAAACUCGGCUACUGAGCCUAUAGUUAUGAGUGCGCAGAGCAUCAAAGUUAGUUUUUAAUGACAGCGUUUUUUGUGAAUUUUACUAAUCUCAGUCUGUCGAUCCAUAAAAGUCAUAGUUUCAUUAUAUUAUUUUUCAUUACAUUAUUUGUUAAAUAAAUUGUUAAAUAUCACACAGAUCAAGAGAUCUGAUUCAGCUUACUACUGGGAAGAAAGAGAAAUUAUGGCCAAUGCUAACAGUGAAUGGAUAGUACAGGUAACAAUCAUUAUUGAUACAACAAAAAAUAAAAUAAAUUCUUAGUGUCAAGCAAACAUUGUGAUAUGAUUAGGUUGUUAAAACUUAUUUCAGCUUACCGAAUAUAUUUCUUGCCCAGUUAUCAAUUUAAAAAGAAAAAACAACCUUUAGGUUAAAUAUUGAAAACAGAAAGAUUAUAAAUACAAGUAAAAAUUUCAAUAUUGCUUUCAUUAUUGAUGCACUGAUGAUUUAUUUAGUAUUUUAUGUAGUCAUGGGGAUUGUUCAAAAUCAAUAAUUUAUUUGAAUAUUGUCCUGCAGUUGCAUUUUGCAUUCCAAAAUAACAAGUAUUUGUAUAUGGUUAUGGACUACAUGCCUGGUGGAGACCUGGUCAACUUGAUGAGUAAUUAUGAUGUACCAGAAAAGUGGGCAAAAUUUUAUUGUGCUGAAGUUGUCUUGGCUCUUGAUGCUAUCCAUUCAAUGGGUUUUGUUCAUAGGUAUUAUUAUUAUUAGCUUAUAAUAAAGAGGAUUUACACACAUUCUCUUGAAUAGUGUAUUCUACCUAUUGUUAACUUUAAUUUUGUAUUUUACUAAAAUUUAACUAAGAGUCAGAUUUUCAUUGUGAUAUUUAAUGUUUGACAAGAACAAGCCAUUAUUGAGGCCAGCUCAGAAUCACUCUCAUAGUUUAUUAUGCACAUUAAUUUUCUCAGUAGUUAAAUUCUCUGAGAGCUUAUAUAAAUCAUAAGAUUGAAUUUGCGUCAUUGAGAAAAAAUCCAUGUUAGCAAAUCUAUAUUUUGACCAUUAAGUUAUUAAUUAGCUCAGAUAUUUUUGUUUCUUUCAGAGAUGUCAAACCAGAUAAUAUGUUGUUAGAUGCUAAUGGUCACCUGAAACUUACAGAUUUUGGAACAUGUAUGAGGAUGGAUAAGGUAUUGGAAUAGUCAAAGCUUGAAUGUUCAAUUUUCAUAACAUCAUUUAACAUCACAGGUUAGAGCAAUGUAAAUUUCACUAUUCAAUACAACUAAUGAUAUUGUGGUUGCUGAUGUAUUAUUUUACUCUAGAGAUGUCUAUUUCAGGAUGGCCUGGUUCACUCUGACACAGCCGUGGGUACUCCAGACUAUAUAUCUCCAGAAGUUCUGAAAUCCCAAGGAGGAGAAGGGUGUUAUGGUAGAGAAUGUGACUGGUGGUCUGUUGGUGUCUUUCUAUAUGAAAUGCUUGUUGGUAAGCUAAUCAAUUUUAAGCCAAUUAAGCAUUGCAAAAGCUUAGGUAUUCAGUGUAAAGCAAUUUAAGAAAUAAUUUUAAAUAUUUAUUUUACACCCUUAGCUGUUAAAAAUAACUAGACUUGAGGUAAUUUAUAAUUAUUCAGUUGUGUUUUCAGUGCAUUAGGAAAACAGACCUGUUAACUCUUACGAUUUUGGCGUACAACGUACGAUUUUGAAUUGUAUACAUUAUAUAAAUACCGUAUGUUUAUUUUUUUACUAUUAAGAUAAUGUAUUGAACGAUUUUGUGAUGAUGUAUGAUUUUAAGAGUUUGAGGGUAAACAGGUCUGGGAAGAGGAAUAUAUUUGAAUUUUGGGUUGUUUGUUGCAGGUGAUACACCCUUCUAUGCAGAUUCUUUAGUGGGCACAUAUGGUAAAAUCAUGGAUCACAAACGAUCAUUGAACUUCCCCUCAGAUGUGGAAAUGUCUGAUAAAGCCAAAAGUCUAAUAUGUGCCUUCCUUACUGAUAGGUAUGUUAGCAGAAGAUUUUACUCUUUAGAAUUUGUAAUUAUAUGCAACAACAGCGGCUCAAUUUUUACUGAUAAAAUUUUUUCUUUUGGUUUCAUAUUAAUCAAUGUAAAUUUGUACUCAAUUUUUGUUUUUCUAGGACUGAGAGAUUAGGUAGAAAAGGUGUUGAUGAGAUAAAAAAUCAUCCAUUUUUCAAGAAUGAUACAUGGACCUGGGAAAACAUACGUCAAAGUAAGCAAUCAGGAUCCGUUCCAUUGCAGUAUGCCAAUUCUUGAUGCCAUUUGCUGUUAUUUUAAUUGAAUUUAUCAGCUCCAUUGUGUUUUAACUCAAUAACUUCAGAUUUUAAUAACAUAUCCUAGCAACCAGUUGAUUUUUUAGAGAUGUACCCACAACUUUUAAGUUUUAUCUUCAUUAUUUUUCUAGCUGUGCCUCCUGUAGUGCCAGAGUUAUCUAGUGAUGUUGAUACAAGUAAUUUUGAUGAGAUAGAAAAAGAUGAAACACCAGAAGAAACUUUCCAACCGCCCAAAGCUUUUGCUGGGAAUCAUCUGCCAUUUAUAGGAUUCACUUAUAGCAAAGGAUGGAGGUAAGAUAUCAGAAAAUUUGGUAGUCAGGUGUUUGCCAAUUAAUUAACAUAUUGAAUUAACAUCCAAUCCCCAGAAUAGCUCUGAGAUUGAGUUUAGCUGGUCUCAGAAUAAAACUAUUAAAGAAUUAAAUCUAGGAAAAUAUUAUUUGUAUAAUCCCAUUCCUAAGAGGGUUUUGCUCAAUAAAAUAAGUUUUGUGUUAUUUAUUUGCUCAAAAGGGUUUCCAUGAUUUUAGCAGUGUUGUGUAUAUAUUUAUAGAAGUCAUUUUUUGUUUAAUUCCAGUGAAUUGGAUCAUAUUUGCAUCUAUGUAAAACAGCAAGAUCAAAAUAUAGUCUCAUUAGAAUUAAUUCUUUAAUUUUCAUUAGACAAAAUUUUUGCCGAUAUCAUUAAAUCAGGACUAUUCAAAUGACCUUGCACCUUCCCCUGUAGCCAACUCCUCACUAUUCACAAGCUCCCUUUGCUAUCAGGGUUUAUAGAAUUAGGAUGUUUUAUUCUAAAUUUCUACUAUAUAAAUUAUAUAUAUUUUUUUAAGUAGAUGCUAUAUGAACUUGUAAUUUUUUGUAUAAACUGAGGCAUUUCGCUAUUCAAGAAAUAUUUUUGAAUACGAUUUACUUCUGACAAAAGAUUUCUUAACCCUUUGAACCCUUGGCUUCUGGUCCUAAAAUACUUAUGCCCCUGGGAAAUAGGGUAAGAUUUACACAAAGAGACUCACAAACAAACAUAAGUCUAUGAUCAUAAAAUAAUAUAUAUUUUAUUUCAAUUCUAAAUUUGUCUUUCAGUAGUCCAUUACUAUUAUAAAAUAUAUCACAGGGAGAAAAUUCUGUUUAGAGCACAGUAGACCGACACUUUGAGGCCCCUAAUUUUCAUAAAACCAAGGCUAAGACUAGGGAUAGACUGUGUUUCUUAUUUUCCAAAGCUCUCAUUACAUCACUUGCACUAGUUGUAGAAGUCCAAGGAUUGUCACUAUCAAUGUCAAAGCAUGAUAAUCAUUCUUUGAAUCAUUUACAUUACCAUCAACUUUCUCUGAUUGUUUAGAAAAGAUCACCGCCAUACAUCAAAAAACGUUGCAAAAAUGCAACAAAUCAAUGCAUCCAUGUGCACUGCCAUUACUGUGGCCUUUGGCAAGUCACAUGGUAAACUCUUACCACGGUGUAUUAACAACACAUUUAUAUUUAUGGACUGUCUAUCUAGGGUAAGGUAUAGGAGACCGAAAUAUAAGUCUGGUGAUAUGGAUUUUUAACUCCCAGACAGAUGAAGUGGGAUCAUAUGUUCAAAGGGUUAAAGUAUUUAUCAAACUCUUUUUUUAGGGGUGUGCCGGACCCCGGUCCGGAAUCCGGUUCCGCCGGAUUUUGCACUAUCCGGUGAAAUCCGGUUCCGCCGGAUUUACAUCUAUCCGGAACAACCGGAUUCCGGAAUCCGGAAUAUACCGGAUUUCGGAAUUUGCCAGAUUUUGUGACUCACCGGAUCAUAAUCUGAAAUAAAAGUAAUUCUCUUUCCCGAAUUUCACACGAUCACGAUACAUUAAUCGAUUGUUUCGAGCGUUGAGCUUGUUUAAUGUUUAAUAUUCCGUACAUACCAGAGGCUAGAGUCAGCACCGCUAAUAGUGGCCAAUAGUGUAGGGACUUUGAUAAGAAAAUUUAAACUUUUUGUAAAAAUAAACCAAUGGCAUAGUUGAAAAGAUGUAAUUUUUUAAAGAAUUAUAACACCAAAAUCAUAUUUUUAGCUGUUGUAGUUUUAAAGUUAUGAAUUUUUAAAGUACGACUUGGUUUGUCAUUUUUUAACAUGGACUGCAUCUCCACAUUCUGUGAUCUCAUUCCACCAAUCCCGUCAUGCGCAAUGACUAUAUAGUUUAUAUAAGGCAACGCAUUCCCUGCCUUAUCACUAAAAUACUGUUUAGACUUAGUUUAAACUUUCAACUUUGGCACAUGAAUAAUUAAUUAAAGCUUUCCCUGACCAAUGGUUUAAUAGUUUUUGCACACGGCAAACUCUUAUGAAUGAAACUCUGAGGUAGUACUACGAUACAGUUAUGCAAGUGGCUGUGAAUGGUUGCCAAUGACAACGUGUUGCACACGGUAAAUUCUGAUCAUUUAUAAUAUGGAUUCUACCGGGUUGUUAAAGCUCAAAUUAAAACAUUCCAGUUUAAAUGUCUUUAAAUGCAUUCUGAAACACAAGUUAUCAAUUAUUUUGAUGUAAAUAGUGAUAAUAAAUUAAUAUUUCCUAAGUAUCGUCAACUUCCGCCAUUAAAAAGGGGGGCGUGGCCAACCCCAUGGCGAAAUUAGGUUGAGCGAGCUGCAUAACCUGCUGCGAACGCGUAGAAACAUGGCGUCUCUCGUAAGACACUUAUCCAAAUGGAACGGAACUCAAAUAUAUAUCGAAAGUACUAAUUUAAUAAUAAAUAGACACACACAUCGGAAAAUUAAAAACUCGGAUUUUUUGGCGCCGAUUGCGAAUUCCCAUACACAAAAAGUAGUAGUCCACCUUGACUUACCGAAGUAUCUACCAAUAGUACCAAAAUCCGGAAUCCGGGAGAAACCGGAAUCCGGAUCCGGCGGAUUUCGCAUAAGAAAAUCCGGAUCCGGAUCCGGUUGGAAAAAACGGAUCCGGCACACCCCUAUCUUUUUUACACCAGGUCUGUUCAUGAACAAGUCUUGAAAUGCUUUUUGUAUAGAUAGAGGUCCCUGCCUAGUUUGCACAGUAGUCUCAUAGUUAUGUUUAGAUCAUAACACUAUCAAUACUACUAACAAGGGUUUAAGCAUCUGAUGCUGUUCUGAAGAAGUAACCAAAGGUUUACAUGCAAAAUAUGUUAGGAUUAACAAGGGUAAUGAUUUAUAAAUAAGAAAACAUCAACACUGGGUACAAAAAGGGCAAACAUUUUCACUUGUCAUUUAUGUCUUUAAUUAAGUAAUAAAUGUUAUUGUGUUAUUUCAGUCCACAAAAAGACAGAGGCAGAUCAGUGGUAUGUUUUUAAAAAAAAAUAUUUUGGAAAAAUAUAUUUCAUGUUCUUGAAAAAGUUGCAAGGGGUUUUUAUUGUUAAAAAUAGUAAACAUUAAAAUAAAUUUUAGUUAACAUUUUGAGAAAUAGUUUUAUAAAUAUUGGUUUGUUAUUCAUUCCAUUCAAAUAAACUUUUGAUUGGUUAUUUUUUAAUCUGAAAAAAGUUUAUUAAAAACUUUUUAGUAGCUAUUGCAGAUAUCCUUUUCUCAAUUGCAGUCAAUACCUAUCGAGGGUCAGAAUGAUUUUGCUCUGAGAGUGCUAGAAGAUAAACUUGUAGCUGAGAAAGCUGCAAAGGAUGAAAUUGAAAGAAAAUACAAGUAAGCAUUCAAGAUAAAUUAUACAGCAAGAAAUUUAAAAUUGCUUAAUUGCCUUUUAACUACCCAUUAGCUGAAUGUGUUAUUCAGUUCAAAUUGGUUUAACAGUUUCCUUUAACCAGUAUUUUUUAAGGUAGAUUUUAGGCUUUCCUAGUUAUAUUUUAUGAUUCUAACAUUGUAUUUAUUUUAAAACUUAGGCAAACAUUAGAGGAAAUAGAAAAUCUUACACAGGAAGAGUCAAGCAUAAAAAGAGAGUUUCGAGAGAUGGAAAAAGAAAUUGCCCUUAUUAAACAUGAUUUGAAAGAGGUAAUUUUUCAAAGCUUUUCUUUAAAAAAUAAAAGAAAAAUAUCUAUAAAACAUCAGCCUGUUGUAUUUCCCACAGUCACAGAUUACUGAAAUUCUUUACUCUUUCAUUCAGAAUAAAUAUUUAUUAGACCAUUAAUUUUAUGUUAGUACCCAAUCAACAAGAGAAGCAGUUAAAAAUAUAUAAAUUUCCUUGUCCUAUUUUAGACUCAACGCAGAUUGGAGACUGAGACAGAUAAUAAGAAAAAAGUGGAGCUGCAGCUCAAAGACAAAAUAAAAGAGUUGGAGGCUGAAACUAAUUUGAGAGUGCAAAUGUCCAGUAAUUCUGCAAAUUCCUCAGAGAGAGUGAACUUUUUGGAGCGAUCGGUGUGUUUUAUUGGAUGAAAUUAACUUUUAAAAAAAUAUAUUGUUCUUUUAAAGACAUAUAUUAGCAUUUUACUAUUCAAUAAAUGUUUGAAUACAGUACAGUUACUUAAACCAAUUAUAUGUUCUUCACACAUUUGUAAUUAUUUUAUUAUAGGCCACUUUGAUGUUAUUUUGAUACUUGUGUGAAAACAACUCCUUUUCUUUUAUUAUUUAAUGUUAAGACAAAGUUGAACUUUUUUUUUUAGAUUUCUGACUUAAAUGAGAAACUGCGAACAGAAUCAGAAGCAUCCAACAAGCUCAAAAAACAGUAUACAGAGUUACAGCAGAGGAAUGCAGCCAUGGAGCAGAAUUUCAAUGAGCUGAAUGGGAAAUACUACGAAGUCCAUGCAUUGCGACAGACACUGCAGAAUGAACUGUUUUCACUCCAGACAACACUUGAUGCUGAGAGAAAUAACAGAUCACAAGACCAACAACGUUCCCAAGAACUUUCGGGUAAGUUGUGGACUUACAACUUGUGUUACUAACUAGUCCAUAUUUUUUUUAUUACUACUAUCCAACAGCAAAGAUAUACUAUUUACGUGGCCGUGUCUUUGUUAGAUGUAAGGGUUGGUGUCAGAAGUACUUGGAAGUAAAGAUGCUCCUUUGUUAAUAAGGAGGAUGGUACAUUAAAGAGUAGGGACUGAGAAACCCUUUGAUAUACACAAAACCUUAGUUUGCCUUGAACUUUGUUUCUACAGAACUUUUAAAUAUUUCCCUUUCCUAAACAUUAAUAUAUUAAAAAUACAGCAGGCACAGACUUAACCAUAUUAUAUUAUGGUAUGUAGUAUUUGAAUUACUAUCUCAAGAAAGGUAAGAACCUAUGAAAUGUAUUUGAGGAAAUUGAUGAAUAUUUAUACUGUGUUUAAAAAGAAUAAAAGGCAGUUCAAAUUUUGAACAAAUAAACUUUUUAAUUUCUCUGAAAAAGCCCAGCUGUAAUACUGAGGCAUAAAAAUUGUUCACAGCAUUGUUGAGAUAUUAUAUGGAUUAAUUUCUCUUAGUGUAAAAAUAUUAAUUAUUGGAAGAUAUAAUAUUAUAUAUAUAUUAAUUUCUUAGUUUUUUGAGAUAUACAAUAAGUUUGCUGUGUUUUAUUCCUCAGUGUUAUUUACAUGGAAUUUGUCAUUAAUGGCAUGCUAAAAAGCAGGUAUAAUUUAAUAAUUUAAUGAUUUUUAAUUGUUAUUCUUUUAGAGCAAAUCCAGAUAAUGCAAAAUGAGAAACUCAUGUCGCAGGACAGGGAAAGAAAUUUCAACCAGAAUAAACAAGAGAUGCAGCAGAAAAUAUAUGAAUUAGAAAAGGUUAAAAUCAUUUUAAGAUAUAAUUAAUUAGUAUUUAAUUACAACUGAACAAACUUAAUAUAUUUAAUUUGAACUCAAUAAAGAUGAUUUAAUUUGUUAUAAUACUUAUUCCACUAAUCUUAUAAUGUCGUUUAAAAAAAAAAGUAACCCAUCUAAGUUUUUCAUGAAUUAAAUCUAAAUUUACUUAGCAGGGUUGGACAAUCUUUUCAAUUCUGUGUCCUAAAGCUGUCAUUUACAAAUUUGCUAAAUGGUCUUGCUUGCCAACCAAAAUAUCAGGGAAUAUUAUUAAGUAUCCAGAGAAAACUUCCAAAUCAUUAAAAAUAAUUACUAUAUGGAAUCAUUAAUCCUGAAGAGAUUGACAGCUUUUAACCCUUUCUUUUACCGAUGACGCUGACGCGACGUCAUGAUCACCCACUUUCAAUUACCAAGAACGUCAUAUUGUCGGCAAAGAACUUUUCUGAAAUACCUAGGACAUCACGUGGACGUCAUAAUUCAAUGCUAUAUAUUUCUUUAUUCGUUAAUAUAUAGAGAAGUUAAUAAGCAAAUCAGUUAGAGAAUGAAAAAUACAGAAAGUUUCUUCUUUAAAAGUUAUUUAUUGCAGAGUCCGCAAAAAUUGAUGCCAAAACCAGUGGUAAUGAAAGGGUUAAUGGGGUCAUUUGUUGUGGAUUUCAGUCUUAUUAUUUUAAGGUUAACAUUAGUCAGUGCUGCUUAGUCACUAUGGCUUUGUUAUUGUGUAUUGCUCCACUUUAAGAGUUGUAUAUAAUAAAAUUAAAACACACAAAUAUAUGAAGAAUCAGGACAUUUAUUUAUUUUUAAAGGUAGUUAUUUGUGUGGUUGAAAAUAAUAAUUUGCAUGCCACAUUUGGGUUGUGUAACGGUGGUUACCCACCCAUGUAUGCAUGUAUACAUGAGUUAAGAAGUAAGUUUGAAUGAGUUCUUCGUUGAGUUUAUUAGUAACCACAUAAUAAGUCUUUAUUGUGCUUGAGCUGUUAUUCAUUGUUAGGUUUGCCAAGUCUUAAAUUUUUUUGGUUAGAUUUACAUUUUUAAAUAAUAAUAAAAAAAUUAAGAGCUAGAUUUUUUUUUUCACGCCUUUUCAUAUUUUUUAAUUAACUAUAAAUAAAUAACUGUUGAAAAGUUAUGUUUCUUUCUGUGAACACCUGUCAACCCUAUUCUUAAAAACCAUUACUUUUUUCUUCUUGUUUCCUGUAUAUCAGAAAGUAGCAAGUGUAGAAUUGGACCGUGAAAACUUUAAGAGAAAAUGGGAAGCAGAGCAGCAGGCACACAAAGAAACUCAAGCCAAAUUUAAUGCAGAUAGGAAUAUUCUCAACUCAAAGGGUCAGGGUAAUCCAGAGGCAGUGAAAGGUAAAUUUUCUUUAAUAUCUUAACAUUAUAUUUUUAAAUAAAUUGUUUCAAGGGAAAGUAAAUUCAUUACCAACUACAAAAACAUUUAAUAAAAAUAUUAAAGUUUCCCAGUGGCCAUUAGUCAAUCUUUUCUAAUAAAGCUUGAAAUCUGAUAACACAGUUAAUUCAGCAUAUGUUACAAUAUUGAAAAUGAAUGAUUUUUUACUUUUAAAUAAUUACUUCUCUUAUUCCACAUUUAUUAAGAAAUUCAAGCCAAGUUGGAACAAGAAAAGGCUCAGAGACAACAUGUGGAAACAAAGCUAUUAGAUGCAGAAAAGAAAAAUAGUGAGAUUAGUGUUGACAUGACUCAGUUACGCCAAAAAGUGCAGGCAUUACAAACAGAGCUCAGAAUGGAGUCUGACAAGGUGAAAAUCUAAUUUGAAUUCAAUUUUUCCAGGACCAAAUACUUGUUUUAACACAAAAUAAUCUCCCAUUAAAUACCAAUCUUUUUUUCAUAAAUUUAUGGUUUGAGUGUCUUGUUUCACUGUGGUAAUUCUUCUCCUAUUAAAUUAUUUAUUUAUUUUUCAACCAGUGUAAAAAUUUGGCCCUCCAAGCUGAACAAGAAAGUCAGAGACGAAACCUCAUGUUGGGUGAUUUGAAGAAUCAGACUCAAGAUUUGCAAAGGGUUAAAACAAAGGAAAAACAGUUAGCCAAGGUAAUAAACUACCAUCAGUUAAAAGUUGUGUGAAUUUUGAAAUUGUACUCUGUGAGUAACUAAAUUUCAUUAUGCUUUUGUUAUUCAGUAUAUGAUUUCAAGGAUGAAGACGUGUGUUUGUGUGUGACAAAUUAAAAAAACAAAAAAAAAUUAUUAUUAUUUUUUUUUUUUUUUACUGUUGCAUAGGAAAUUCAAGAUUUAAAGGAAGAAAAGAAAAACCUAGAUGAUGAAAUCAAGAAAUUAAAAGAGUGAGUAAAUAUUUCUUAAGAGGAGUUUUCUUUUUGAUAUUUGUUUUUCUUACAAUACUAUUGUAAUGUACAAAAUAUUUCAAUAGCCAGAUAAUGUUAAAAGAUUUUCUUAAAAUUCCUUAGUGACAAAUUGAAAAGCUUUUAAAUUUAAUAGGCAAAAUAAAACAAAUAUAAAUAUAAAAAAUUGAACAAAUAUUCUAUGGGAAAUUUCACUAAUUACUCCUUUUUUAGUGAAGGUUCUCAGAAUGAUAGUGUGAUAAAGGAUUUACAAGAGCAGCUGGAAGCAGAGACUUACUUUUCUGUAAGUAUGCAAAAAGCAAUAGAUUAUUUAUUCAGCCAUUAUGACAAUUUAUUCAGCCAUUAUGACAGUUGAAAGCAGACAUUUUUUCCUUAACAAAGCAAUUCAUUAUGUAUCAGAUUGUAUAUGUGCAUACAAUUUUUAUCACACUCUAACUUCUUGACUGCCACAGGAGUAUUCCUAGUGUAUAUAAGUCAGUUAUUUUUGAAAGCAUUGGAAUGAUUAUUUAAAAAUUGAUAACACAAACCAUAUAUUAUACCCAAAAGUUUAAUAUUGUCUUGGAAGCUGUUGUGCUAUACAUUAGAGAAUUUCGAACAAAUGUUUUAUUUUGAGAAAUGGCAACACUAUGAAUUGUCAUUAAUUUUAUUUUAUAUAGUCGCUUUACAAGACUCAAGUGAAAGAACUGAAAGAAGAGAUUGAUGAGAAGAAAAAGCAAAUACAAGAUCUUACAUCAGAUGUUCAAAAUAUGCGUCUAGAGAAGUCAGUGAAAUUGAUAAUUUUUCUUUAAAAAAUCUAUUUUUUUUUUAAAUUAAAAGAGAAAUUAGAGAAUUGUUUUAUUUCAGUGCCAUGUUUACAAAAUUGAACCAUUAAUAUUAAUAAUAAUAAUAAAGUUCAUUUCAAAAACACGCUUCAUCCCCAAAGGCUCGAAGCGCGGUUCAAAGUCAACAAAAAACAAAUCUAUAAUUCACCACAUUUAAAACAAACGCAACACUACAAAAGCUAAUUACAAGCAUACAAUGGCAAAGUCUUUCUAGCCAUUUCAACCAUAAGCAACACAGCCAUAAUGCAUUAACUGGAAAAUAAGGUAGACAAUCAUCCCAGAAGGUGUUUGCGAAAUAGAUGUGUCUUUAAAUCGGUUUUAAAAGACUCCAGUGUCUGGUUGUUUCUGAGAUCGACAGGAAGGGCGUUCCAAAUUGUUGGACCAGCAAAUGCGAAAGUGCGCUUUCCGUAAGUCUCAAGGCAAACACGUGGUGUCGAGAGUUUGCCACUAUCGGAUGAGCGGAGCUCUCUAGUGGGUACAUAAGGCGUCAGCAGCUCUUUCAGAUAGGACGGCGCCAGGUCAUGUAAGCAGCAGUAGCACAAAGUUGCGAUUUUGUACUCUAUGCGAGCACGCACCGGCAGCCAAUGCAACUCUCUCAGAAGUGUUUUUGCAUGGUCGAACUUGCGUUUGCGGAGAACAAUGCGAGCCGCAUUAUUCUGUGCUAUUUGAAUUUUAUCCAGGAGCGUAGCUGGAAGACCCACCAUGAGAGCAUUGCAAUAGUCCAUGCGUGAUAGCACAAAUGCAGACAUCAGCCUCUUUGUUGCAUCAAUUGUUAGGAAGGGCCUGAUGUGACUAAUCCUGCGCAGCUCCAGAAAAAUCGCCUUGCAUAGCAUGUUAAUAUGACUUUCAAAAGUUAGUCUUCUAUCUAGGUAGACACCCAGGUACCGCACUGUUUGAGCUAACUCAAUACGCACACCUGAGAGAGUAAUGGAUGUCGUGUUAUUUGCAGAUUUUUGCUUCUGAGCGGUCGCGAUGGGGAGCAGCUCAGUCUUAUCAUCAUUUAAUUUGAGCUUGUUUAUGGUCAUCCAGUGCUUAACCGACUCCAUUCUCUUCUGUGUCAUACUGAGCAGCUGAGGGAACUGAGAAGGGAUCACGGAUUGAUGAAGUUGUGUAUCGUCCACGAACAUGUGAUACAACAUGUCAAAAUGCCUGAUCUCUGCACCCAGGGGCUGAAUGUACAUCUUGAAAAGCACCGGGCCUAGGACGGAGCCCUGGGGUACUCCGAAUUCGAUAUUAAAUUUCUUCGAGGUCAAGCCGUUUGAAAUAACUGACUGUACCCGAUUAGUCAGAUACGAUCGGAACCAACACAGGACGGUAUCAGUGAGACUGAACGUUUGUUGCAGAUGCUGGAGCAGUAUGCCGUGGUAGAGCGUAUUGAAAGCUGCCGAUAAAUCGAGUAAAGACAAAAUCGAUACCUGACCCUCAUCACAAGACGACAGAAGGUCGUUUACGACGCGCAACAGGGCUGUCUCAGUAGAGUGAUGUGCCCUGUAUGCUGACUGGAAUGGUUCAAACAAGUCAAACUGAGUGAGGUGAUCCAGGAGUUGGCGGAGAACGACUUUUUCUGAGAUUUUAGAAAUAAAUGGUAGAUUUGAGAUGGGGCGAUAAUUUUCCGUCACAUUUGGGUCAAGAUUUGAUUUCUUUAAUAGUGGAGUGACGAUCGCCUCUUUAAAAGAUGAUGGAACAAUACCAGUAGCUAAGGACUGAUUUAUGAUAUAAGUGAUGAUGGGGACUAUUUCAUCCAGACAUUCAUACAAGAGCCCUGCUGGAAGAGGGUCAAGCCAACAUGACUUUCUUGGGGUAUCAGCAAGGAUUUUCCUCACAUUUGAUUCACUGACCUCAACAAAUUCACCCAUAGAAGAGCCGUUGAAUAGUGAGAAUUCUGGAGCAGUAUCGAUGCAACUGUCAAGUUUCACUCUGAUCCUCUUAACUUUUGUAAUAAAGUAGUCAUUUAGAGCGUCUGGCAGCUCUUCUACAGCAAUGUUAUUUGGCAGAGAUGUAGCCUUGUUUUUACCGGUCAGCUGACCCGCAAUGCAAAAUAAGUCCUUGCUUGAGCUGCUGCCUGUAAUCUGAUGACUAACAUACUCAGUCCUAUGUGCAAGGACCAACCUCUUGGUUCGUUCCCUGUGGUCAACAAAGAUUUGUUGGUGCACAGUCAAGCCCGACUUUCGCCAUUGCCGUUCUACACGUCGCUGCUUCUGCUUAGCGUCCUUAAUUUCGGGCGUGAGCCAUGGGGCAGAAGGGUGGUCCGUAACUCGCCGUGUGGACAGUGGUGCAUGUUUGUCUAAAAUUACUCUGAGGCCACUGCUGUAGUCUGUAGCAGGGUCAUCUACACCGCACUCAAGGGCUGCGACGUCACAUCUAAAGGCCGCUAGAUCUAUCUGUCGGAGGUCACGGGAUGUUACUGAUCGCAGAAGGCGUCCUGGCUUCCUCAAGUCAAAGUCGAAGGCGACUGGGAAGUGAUCAGAAAUAAGUUUGUCCUCAAUAAUGAGGUUUUGGAUCAUAGCUGCCCGGUCCUCUCUGACAACCAGCCAAUCUAGGAUGUGACCUCGCUUCUGCGUCGGGACACUGACAAGCUGAGUCAUUCCGUGUGUGUCGAGAGCUGAUUUUAGGGUCUUCAAGUAGCUGUCGGUGGUGGAGUCGAAAUGGCAGUUUAUGUCGCCGAUUAUGAUGACAUUGUUGUUGCUGGUGGCAUACAUGUCAAGGAGUUGUAUAAACUCCACAGUAAACUGACAGAUCUUCAACUUAUUUUGCUUAUUUGGAGGUGGCCUGUAUAUGCACAGAAACGUCAUCACUUGUUCACCGUAAUUAAAGGGGGGGGGGGGGGGGGGGGGGCGAUGCUAAACCCUGUAGUUUUAUAUACAUUAAAACUCUUUUUUUGCCUAAUUGAGUUACAAUUGAUACGAGUGUUUUUACAUACAUUUUCAGAGAUUCUAUAGGGGCACAACUCCAGCUUGCCUUGGCUAAAGCUGACAGUGAACAGCUUGCUAGACAGAUAGCUGAAGAGCAGCUGUCUGAUGUAGAGAAAGAGAAGACCAUGCUAGAACUGGAGAUUAAAGAACUUAUGUCUAGACAAAAGAAUGACUCCAAUAAGAAAGAAUCCCAAAUUUUAUCUGUAAAUGUUACUUGCAAUUUUUUUGUGCUUUAAAGACAAAUGAAAAUACCGCUAUAACAAAGUAUUUUAAAUUUAACUAAAUUCUUUAAAAAGAAAUUAUUACUUUAACAUAACUUUUUAAUUUUGUUCCAUUCUAGAUUUUAUAGUUUUUAAUGUCUAUUUACUCUCACAUAUAAAAUGUAUCUUUUCCAUUAAAAAAAUCUUGGCUAAGAUGUUUUAAAAGUUUCCCUGUUUUACUUUCAGUUGGAGGACAGUAAAAUUAACUUAAGCAAUGAAGUUGAGAGAUUGCAAAGAGAAAAGGAUAGCCUUAAUAAUAAAAUUAAAGCUCUUAAUGAAGGUAUAUAAAUUUAUAUAACUUAAAAAUUGGUUUAAAAUUCUCUGGCAAAAUGAGUAUAUUUAAAAUACUUAAAAUAAUUAGUGAUAUGAAUGGAAUUUCUGAUUUGUGUAUAUAGUUUUUGCAAUUUGAAAAACGAUCAAAAUGGCUAGAUAUUGGUUUUUAAAUUCUAAAUUAUGAGGAAAUAAGCCUAUUUAUAUUUUUACUUUCAGACAUCCUUAAAUCAAAGAAUACUGAAGUUGAUAAACUCAGGAAAUCACUUGAAGAAGAGAAGCUCAAGAAAACUCAAGUAAUUUUUUCUAAAAUAUUAGUAGAUAGGAUAUAAAAAAACAACAAACAACAAAUUACAGUUUUAUAAGGGAAAAAAAAUCCACUUUUCUUGUAAUGUUUUUAUACCCCUUUAGAAAAAAAAACAAAAAACUAUGCAUGUUUAUAAACCAAUAAGCUUUUAUAAAGUUAUUAAAAAAAAUUUUUGGGGGGUUUUAUUCACCAUUUUAAAUAUUUCUAAUACAGGCUGUUAAUAAAUUGGCUGAAGUGUUGAACAGAAAAGAUUUCAACCCAACUAAAGGAGGCAAAAGCAAGGCUGCUGAAGCUGAAUUGAAAAGAAAGGAAAAAGAGAACAGAAAGUUACAACAAGAGCUAACAAUGGUAACAGCCUUUAUACUUAAAAUACUUAGCAUUUGAAAUGAGAUAAACUGGGAAGACAUUUUGUUUUUACACCUACAUUUGCAAGAGCUGUUUUGACUGUACUGCAAUUGAAACUAAAGCAAAUAGUUCAACCAGGAGUCCUCAAACUAUGGACAUGGGCGACUUCUAUUUGGGUCCUCAACCCAGCCUUCCUGGCCAUUGCUUGUUCCCUUGGAAGCAGUGACAAAUAUAGAACAGUACGUUGACCAUCUAUUUUGUGAAAAGCAGGCCCAUACUUCCCACUGAAAUACUAAUGUUGAUUAAGAUUUUCAAAGUGUGGCCCUAACAGAGUCUGAGGGACAAUGAACUGGCCAGCCCCCAAGUGUCCCCCUGAUUAACAACCAGAUUGAAAAACAGGGUGUGGCCGCAUUAAAUUUAGGUCACAUUUUCUUAUUGCAGGUGUAUGUACAAAUUCAGCUGCAGUUUUCUUAAUUAUAAACAUUCUAAUGAGCAAUAAACCAUUUUGUAGGUAAAUAAAUUGUCUGUAAGAUAGAUAGAUGUAAAACAUUUGUAAAUUUUAUUUUCCGUAGAAAAUUUUUAAUUGUUAAACUAGUAAUACAACAGAACAACACUAAAAAAAUAUAUAAAUGCCCACCUUACCUAUAAAUUUUAAAUUGCCAAAACAUUUAAAGCCUUUCAUUUGGAGGUUUCAAAAUAGUAUUUCCAAUAAUAAUAAGAAAAAUGCACACAAGAAAACAGAAACUGAAUAAUAUUUACACUUCCAAUUACUUAUAUGCCUAUAGUAACCCUUUGGCUUGUUGCCAUGUUAAACAAGUUUUACAAUUUUGUAACCAGCUUGGAAAUUAAAUCAAAAUGAAUUAACAGCUUGUUUUUUAAAAACUUCUGCUGAUAGCAUGUGGUUAAAAAUAAACAUUCUGUCCUUAAAUUAAAAUUUUGAACUAAAAUGGGGCGGAAUAAUAUAAAUAUUUGACUUGUUUAACUACGACACAAACAUUGGCGCUACCAGCUGCUCAUGGUCAUACUUAAAGAAGCUCUUUGGUGCUCCCAGUGGCUCAUUGUAGUUAACCAGUUAAAUAGUUUGAGGACACCAAAGCUAAACAAACACUUUUAUCUGUUUUCAAUAUCAGGAGAUAAAUGAGAAUUUUCAAUAAGAUUUUUAUUGAUAUAAGUGGUUUAUUUUUAUUAUAUUCCAUGCAGGAACGUGAAAAAUACAAUAAGAUGGUUGAAAAGAUGCAACGUGAUGUCUUAGAAGCCCAGCAGUCUGUAUAUGAAGAGAGCCAGGCUAGGCAAAGACUCCAGAUGGAAAUAGAUGCUAAGGACUCUGAGAUGGAACAGUUGCGUCAAAAAUUGGCCUUUAAUAACUCUGACACUGUCUCUGUGAACAGUGGAAAUAUUGGCAAUAUGGAUGAUAGUAUUAAUAUUUCUGAGGAUUCAGGAGGUAGUUUGUGUGUAUUAGUGUCUUAGUAUUCCCAUGUGCCACUAUAUCUUUUCAGGAGUUUCCAAGCUAGUAUAAAUCUUAUUGUACAAGAAAUUUUAAAUAUAAUUUUACAUUACAGAUAAAAACUCAAGAUUGCAAUUGAUGGCUUUUAUCAAUUUCAAUAAUGCAUUUUAAAAAAUAUUCUAAUUGCUGAUUGCAUAUCUACGAAUUCUAAAUUAUGUUUUUUUAACUUUUAAUAAGUGAACUUAAAUUUGAAUUUUAAUAAUUUAGCGCAAGCGAAAUAAUGUAUGAAAAAGAAAUUUUAAAACAACAUAUUAAUGCAGCAAAUAAUAAAAAAAUUACACUUUCUUGCUGAUAUCAAUAAAAAGUUGCUGCAUCAAUUUAUUUGAGAUGAGAAUCAAAAUUAAAUUUACCUAAUUACACUUCUGAUGAAUAGUUUCUCAUCUCCUUAAUUCACCAGUGACUUCUGAUUCCCACAUGGAAGGGUGGCUAGCUGUUCCCAAUCGUAACAACAUAAAGAAAUAUGGAUGGAGAAAACAAUAUGUUGUAGUUAGCAGUAAAAAAGUUCUGUUUUUUAAUUCUGAGAGUGAUAAACAGAACACCGAUCCCAUUAUGGUUCUUGACAUAGAGUAAGUAACUCUGAUACAAUUAAAAUUACAUUUGUUUAUGACAUUUGAUGUAAGGGUCAAUGAUAAGAAUUUUAAAUGUACAGAUUAAAAAAUUAAUUUGGAUGAAAAGUGGGUAUUAUCUACACAUGGCUGUACUGUACUGUUUUUAUACACAAUUCUGUUCAAUGUAGGCUUUUGGUGGAUAGCCAACAACCCUGUCUUGUGCUUUAUUUAAAAAUUUCACGACAUAAUUAAAAUUUCACUACAUAAUUAAAAUUUCAAUCUCUGAUAAUUCUUGUUUUAGCAAAGUGUUUCAUGUUCGACCAGUUACUCAGGGUGAUGUUUACAGGGCUGAUGCUAAAGAUAUCCCACGAAUUUUUCAGGUAAAACUUGUCCUCAAUUUAUUCAGUUUUUAAAAUUAGAUAUUAAUUUUUAAAAUGUUUUGAUGUUAUGGACCGCUGUAAUUUGUCUCCGAAAGGUUAACCUCUUAAGUUGUUCUUUUUUUAUCUUGAUUCCUUAAUCUUAAUAUUAAAGGGGACUGUUCUUAGUGGACAACUAUACAUUAGGUGUGCAAAAAUGCUUGUUUCUUUUUUUAACCCUAAAACUGUCAAGUGCUUUUUCUGUGGUGUCUAGUCAUUUUGAGUAUUUUCAUAUGCAUGUCAAAAAUGACAAAAUCACAAACUAAAUGAAUUCAGAGACCCUUACAAGUAUACAUUUUCUGAAAGUACAUUGGACAUAAAAAAUAAUUUUUUGUUAUACUAUGUGUUGAUUUCAACCUUGACAUUUACAGAUUGAGUUAAAAUUUACUACUCAAUUCCUGAAUUCAACCCAACCUAAUAGUCCAUAAAUUGUUCAGACUAUCAUAAAUCAAGUUUUUGAGAUACUAGAAACAAUAUUCAAAACAAAAUGUCAAGUUAUAUGUACUUGCAUUGAAAAUUUUAACAUUGGCGAAUUUCUUUUCAUUCACUGCCUUCAAAUUUCUGUCAUACAAAAUACUAAGGCAACGAAAUGAGUUCAAAAAUUACUUCUCAAGGGAAGUUACUAAAUCUAAUUUUUAAUUAAUUAAUACUCCAGAACAUAGACAAACAAAUGACUUUGAAUCUCUUUGGGGUAGGUCUAUUUGGGAUCCAGUUUUUUUCUUUUCUGUGUGAUUUCCAUCCUUUCCCAAACAAAUUUAUCUGUAACAAUAAGGCUUAGCUUAAGGUUAAAAUUGUCAAUAUCUGACUCUUAUCUCACCAUCAUUGCUAGAGCUAAUACUAGAAUGUGGAUUAUCUCUGAUAUCCCUUUUUCACUUCAAUACAUUUGAAAAAAUUCCAAUUAAGAAUUUCUACGUUGAUUUUGCAAUCUAGAGGGGGACUCUCUCCAGCAUCAGACAUAGUGGCGGUUAAAAAAAAAGGAAAUUUCACACCAGAUUAACUCUUUCCGUGCCAAUCGACAGUAUACUGUCGAUUUGACUGGUUGCGUUCGUGCCAACCCACAGUAUACUGUCGAUAUCAUUUAUGUAGUUUAUUUCGUUUCUUGUGGCUCUUAAUCCAACUUUUUUUGUUCUUAAACGAAGGAUAACUCUUACUACUUCCUUUUUUAAGAAGUAGGGCAUGUUUGCAUGUGUUUUUUCUAAUAAUAGUUCAAUUUGUGUUGAAACUUUUGUAAAUAAAGCCAUGGCUACGCCCACUCCAAGCAUGUCAGCUGUUGCUAGACCACGUAGGUAGUCAAUUUUGCAAAUAAAAGACCUUUUAUUGCUAAUUAUUGAUGCUGAAACAACAUACAAUAACCAUGAAUCAUUUGAAUCUGAUUCCAAUGAUGAUUUUUAGCAUUCUGAUGGGUCGGUAAAUGGAAAUAGUAAUAGAAUGGUGAUAGUACUGAUAGUAAUAGUAAUAGUGGUAACUGUCGGCAAUUUCAUAAAAAUUUCAAAACAUUUUUUAAAAUAUAAAAAUGCCACAAAUGUGUAGAGCCUAGAGAAUGGAUUUAAAAAAAACACCCAGAUCAACUUUCUAGCUCAAGUAGUUAAAAAGUUAUGAAUUUUUUUCAAAACUACUUUGUUACUAUGGCAACAGUGAGGAUUCAGAUAAGAAUACUCCUAACGUUACAAAAAUGGGUAUAACUCCAUAACAAAUUGGAAUAUUUUCUAAAUGUAAAAUGCAUUGAAAUCAAAAAUGGAUAUACUUUUUGGGGAUUGAAGCAGAAUAGGAUAUUAUAUUUAGCAACACAGACCGUAUGGUAGUCUGAUAAGUUCAGAUUUGGUGUGCAAUUUUAAAAAUAUAAAAAAUUUGAUCUCACAAUUUAACCUAAAAAAUUUAACUUAUUGUUGUUUUAUUGUUUUAUAUUUUACAUAUUAUUAUUCUCUGUCUAAUUUCCUUUAAUUUGAUAUGAAAUACAGCUAUCUUGCUAAAAGAAAUGUAUUCAAAAUUAAUUAAUAGAUAGGAGCACCCUAAAAAGAUUUCCCAUGCCCGAAUACUGGUCUGGCACGAACGUGGAAAACCCCCUGGCAUGGAAAGAGUUAAUAAAGAAAAAAGCCCAGAUAAAAGCACAUUAACACACAGAUAGUAACCAAAAUAGGAAGCAAGCUCAUUUAUUUCCCCUCAACCAAUAUACAAUAUUAUUAUUCGCAUUUUUGAUGACGAUUUUACUAGCAGCCGAUAAUAUUCGUCGGGGCACCACAGAAAGGGGUUUAACGACCGAUUAUUUACUGUUGUGACAGUUAUAGGGUUUCACAAAUCAUUUAUUCUCUUUUUUUCUUGCAUGUGUAGUGUUUGUGUGGUCGCCCCCCCCCCCCCCCCCCGCUUACUCAAUGUUAUUUUUACUGAGACUAAAAUGGUGAUAAUUAAUUUCAAUGUAAAGAUACACAAUAAAGACUUUUAUUACAUCAUAAAAUAUAAGUUUUAUGAACAUUUAAACUACAAAAUUUUCUCUAUUAUAAGAUUUUGUAUGCAAGUGAGGGAGAGAAUCGUAAACCUAAUGAGGCUACUCAAGAGAUUGCUGCUUCUGUCUUAGUUGGUGCCAUUAUCUACAAAGGACAUGACUUUAUACCAAUUAAUUACCGUACACCAACAUCUUGUGACUCUUGCCACAAACCUGUCUGGCAUGUCAUCCACCCCCCACCAGCCUUAGAAUGUAAACGUAAGUAUUUCAAUUUUAGCUGAGGCUAUUUAAAACUAUACCCACAACAUUGUACUUUUACAUAAUUUUAUUGUAAAUUUGCUAUAAAAAAAGCUAGUUUUUUGUGGAAUUUUCAUACUUGUGAUUUAUUCAGAAAAUGGAAGAGUGAACAUUUGUUAAAAUCAAUGUAAUCAAACAGCUUUCUUAAUAUUUGUAAAGAAAAAAGUGUCGUUUAUUUCUUACCAACUCUAAAUGUCUAUUAUUAUACAAUAUUUCCUCAGAUUGUCAUGUUAAAGUACAUCGAGAUCAUUAUGAUAAAAAUGAAGAAUUCAUUGCCUAUUGUAAAGGUAAAUUUCUUUUAUGUAAUAAAAAUACACACCAUAAACACUUUAAUCAAUAGUAUUUUCUAUGUUAUUUCUACUUAUUUUAUAAAAUUAGACCAAGUAUAAUUAUUUUUUUCGUGUUUAAAACCUAUCACAUAGAAUAAUUGUUUGUCCAAAAAAAUAUUUUUGCUCAGUAUUUAGCCGUACUGAAAAGUUUGAAUAGACAUGAUGCAUGUUUUGAAAAUAAUUUCUGCUCUAGUAAUAGAUUAAAAUUUUUCUUUAAUUUUUGUCUCAGAGCAUCUUACCAAAUUUUAAAACAGUAAUUGUGGCAUGCUUAGUAAAAGUCAUGCAUAUUUUAUUUGAAAUUUAUUUUAAAAAUUUAAAUGUUCUUUUCCCAGUGAAUUUUGACUCCAGUAUCCAAGCUAAAGAAAUGUUGUUGCUAGCUGAGUCAACUGAGAAACAAAAAAAUUGGGUUCAGCACCUUAGUAGAAAAGUUGUCAAAAAGGGCAUUGUUAGCACUGGAAAUCUUACGUGAGUUGUUUGAUUUUUUUCCACCGUUUUACACAUUUAAAUAAACAAAUAUAAAUCCUUGAAUUAAAAUCCUUUAAAAAAAAUUAGUUUAUGGGCCUUUUGAAAUUCGAUUUCCGUGAUGUGAUUUUUACAUUAAUUAUUGGAUCUGCAUAGCCUGUGUUUAUUUUUAUCAAAAUAUUUAUUUCAACGUAAAACUUUUUUUCAGCACGAAUCGAGGCACAAAGCAAUAUUCAUCAUUUGGACCUCAGCAAAGAGGUCACCCACAGGCCGGCAAAUCAGCCACAUUGCCACCACCCAAUGCUCGCAACUCAUAGUCAUUAUUUCAAAAAAGCUUGUUUACUAUGUAUAAUUGAACAUAGUAUAUUUUAAAAAAUUGAUCUUGUGGGAUAAUAUAAUUAUAAGUAAGAAAAGAGUUUAAUUUUUCGCUCUAAAAGUUCUUACAAUGGUGAUUUGUGUUUACAGCCUUAGAUACUAAAGAUUGCUAAAGAGGUUGAUAUUGAACGUACUCAGAAUAAAAUUGUUUAUUUAAUGUUAAGUGCAAGCUAAAAGAGUUGUAUACUGACUUUAAAUCAUAAGUUAUGUUAAUAAUACUGUUGAACCAUUUAAACACACAUUUUUAUUUAUUAAUAUAAAUGUACGUUAAAUCUUUUAAUGCUGAAAGUGUAUUUAUUUAUUCAUAUAAUUUAGGGAGAAAAACAUCUGCUGCUGUUAAUGUAAUUUUUGAAAGCAACGAGAAAUCAAUACAUUUGUUAGCUUAAACUUGUGUAUUCAUGGAAAGGUAGGAUUUAUUACCUGUAUUAUUUUUUUUCACUUUAUCUCAAAUAACUUUUUUUAAAAAGCAUUUCUUUCAUUCAUCACUGUCAAUAGCAAGUCAGUGGGUCCCAAAUUAGUUUUGUGCUACACCAAGAUUUUCACAGAAAAUAUUUAUGAAUCGGAAACGGUUCCUGGUAGUGUUUAAUUCAUUUUAAAAAAUUGGAUUGAAGUUAAUACUUUUUGAUAACUUACAUCAUCUUAUCAUCCUUAUAGUACACACUCCGUCUCAAAUUUACAAACAAAAUCAUGAAAAGCUGUUCAUUUAUGGUUUAUAUUAUUUGAAGUCUUAUAUUAAAUCGUCUUCAAGACCAAAAAAAACUAGAGAAGCUCUCUCUUUUCUGUCCCCCGAUUAGAAUAUUGAUAUGGUUUUACCAAAUAUCAUGAAUCACUGUAGAAGUAACAUGAAAAAAUAGGUUUGAAGAGACGCAAGGAUAUUUAUAUUUGUAUGUCAGAAAAGAGUAAUGAUAUUUUGACAGACCAAAUAACUCAUUAAAUUUAAAUAUAUCUUUAUUAUUAAACAUAAUUUGAUAGGUGUAUUUUAAAUAACAUAUAACAGAUUUUAGAAAAGCAUGUUUUUUUUAUAUAAAUUAUAAAUAAAAUUAAAUUUUGU